ACCAAUCGGCACGUCCGGUAGACUCGGCGCCUCGGCGAAUGAAACGUCAGCCUCGCAUCGCUGAAAAUCCGUUAUAAACGGCAUCGCUCGACGCAAUCCGCCAAGUAAACACUCGCCGUAGUGUCGUCGCGCGGAGAGGAUGUUUACCCGAGUACCAACGUUCGCGUAACCGACGAGUCGAUCGCGCAUUUGCGGAAGCGAGACGGGACGUUAACCAAGUGUACGGAGACGAUAAUACCCGCUCGCGUCUUCCCGUCCCUUUACGUUGUCGGUCAAUCUCCUCGUCGCUCGAGCGCGAGAGAUGACAGCGGGACGUCCGAGAGACACGAGGGAUCGCUCAAUCGAGAGAUUGAUUCGCGGCCCCAGAUAAUAAUCGCGUCGUCGCUCUUCGCGGAAUCGCCAUCGGGCACCCCGCGCCGCCCAGCAGUCGAAGCGCGCAAUCGAUAACCCCACGGGCGCUUUUUGCGCUGGGCGAAAGAUCGUAAUGGCGAGAGCGUGGCGUCGAGGACGAUAGAGCGUGGCCGGAGUGGGAGACGGUGGUAAAAACAAUGCCGAGUUGCCGAGGAGCAGCGCGUAAGUGAAGAAAUAUCCGAACGAGAGCGCGGUACUUUCGCGUAGCGUACCGAUUCGCGGAGAGGCAGAGCGUAAUCUCCGGUGCAUGUAUGUGUACGUGUGUCCGUUUUUGUGUGCGUGCGUGUGCGCGCGCUUCCGGUGCGUCAGUUUUUUACCGCGGUAGCCUGCCGCUCGGCGAUCUCUUCGACAAGAGUGCUCGCCCCGUAACAUAAUUAACCUCACGCACGAUGUUACACUCGGUGGAAUACCUUGUCCGUGCGCGUGUAUACGCAUAUUGCUGACAAAGAAGAUUUAUUUCUUAUAGAUGUGGACAAAAAUAUUAUGCAUAGAUAUCGCUUUUAAUUAAUACAUUACCUUUCGAAUAUGGAUGAUGAAGAAGGAACUUCAAGUUCUGGACCUAUGUCUUCGUUGAAUAGUUUGUUUUCGUUCACCAGUCCCGCUGUGAAAAAAUUGCUUGGCUGGAAACAAGGAGAUGAAGAAGAAAAAUGGGCGGAGAAAGCGGUCGACUCAUUGGUGAAAAAAUUGAAGAAGCGUAAAGGAGCAAUCGAAGAAUUGGAGCGGGCAUUGAGCUGUCCUGGCACACCAAGUAAAUGCGUAACGAUUCCUCGAAGCUUAGAUGGUAGACUACAAGUUUCCCAUCGCAAAGGCUUGCCACAUGUGAUAUAUUGCAGAGUCUGGCGAUGGCCGGAUCUCCAAUCGCAUCAUGAACUAAAACCAUUGGAACUAUGUCAAUAUCCAUUCUCUGCCAAGCAGAAGGAAGUUUGUAUUAAUCCCUAUCACUAUAAAAGAGUGGAGAGCCCAGUGCUGCCGCCGGUAUUGGUUCCUAGACACUCAGAAUAUGCUCCUGGUCAUUCUUUGUUGCCUUUUCAACAAUUGGCCGAUCCAAGCAUGCCGCACAAUGUGUCCUACUCAUCCAGCGGUUUCAACGCUAGCUCCACAGGUGGUGUCAAUCCGACGUCACCCAUGUCCUCUGUCGGUUCUGUGCCAAGCCCAGGGAGCGCAACUUUGCCGAAUCCCCAGAGUCCGUACGGUACUAAUGGGUUACCAGAGACGCCACCGCCAGCAUAUUCUCCGCCAGAAGAUGGCUCGCAGACCGGACAAACUUCGUCGUCAGAUUCGGUUCCAAUGGACACGAGCGCACCCAUCGAAUCAGCUACACCUGUAUGUUAUCAAGAACCACCCUACUGGGCUUCGAUCGCAUACUACGAGUUAAAUUGUCGAGUGGGCGAGGUAUUUCAUUGUCAAACGCACUCAGUAGUUAUUGACGGUUUUACAAAUCCGAGCAAUAACUCUGAUCGUUUUUGUCUUGGACAACUAUCCAAUGUAAAUCGAAAUUCCACAAUAGAAAAUACAAGGCGACACAUAGGCAAAGGAGUGCAUUUGUACUAUGUUGGCGGCGAAGUUUAUGCCGAAUGUCUGUCUGAUUCGGCAAUAUUUGUACAAUCUAGAAAUUGUAAUCACCAUCAUGGAUUUCAUCCUAGUACAGUUUGUAAAAUUCCACCAGGAUGUUCGUUGAAGAUAUUCAAUAAUCAGGAAUUCGCUCAGCUUUUGUCGCAAAGUGUAAAUCAUGGUUUUGAAGCUGUCUAUGAGUUAACAAAGAUGUGUACAAUUAGAAUGUCAUUUGUAAAAGGAUGGGGUGCUGAAUAUCAUAGACAAGAUGUUACAUCAACUCCUUGCUGGAUCGAAGCACAUUUACAUGGACCUUUGCAAUGGUUGGAUAAAGUGUUAACACAAAUGGGUCCGCCCCAUAACGCCAUAAGUUCAGUGUCAUAAAUAAUAUACACAUCCUACAACAAAAUGUUCAUUAUAAGAAAAGGACAUUAGUCUCGAUGCACUUUUAAGAGUUUAAGGAUAUUGACCAUAAUUGCCAUAAUUGUGAGAAUUGUGAAGACCAUGCACAGAGACAUGUUUGACAACAAUUACAGCUGUAAGUUACUUUAUGUUAUACCAAUAUUAAACUUUUAAAAAUAAGAGACGAUGCUGAAAUAAAAAUAUGUUUGAAAGAAAUAUAAAUAAUUACGAGAAAUGUUACAUAAAAAAAUAAGAAUAUUUAACAGUGAUCUCUGGAAGCUAUCGUGAUCGCGUAAUGUAUACAUUUAGAUGCUAUAAAACUCUUUGGCUGUUAUAUAGGAAAAGAAUUAUAGAAGUAUAAUGAUAUAUAUGUGUAAAAAAAAAAGAAAUAUUUUUCAAAUCUAUUCAUCAGUCGUAAUACUUUAUUUUAUAUGGAGACUUAUUGUGUGUGUGAAGGUAUUUGUCAAGUGUUAUGCCACAAAUCUUUUUCUAGGCGAUUUUAAAAUUUAUUGUGAUGAUAAAAGAUAUACAUAUAACAUAAGAUUACAGCUGCUUAACAAAGAAAAUAAAUUCUCCGAAUUAUGGAAAGGGAACGAAAAAAAAAUAGUCUCUGUCGAUCAAUAGUAAUGAUUAUAUCUGUUAUGUGUGUGUCUUAAAAAUAUUUUUACAUCUCUAAGUAGAUCUAUUCAAAUUUUUCGCUAAAACGAUUGAUGAUAUAGCAGUCUUUUAUUGAAACACAAUGCGAUCUGUAUUUCAAUGUAAGACGUUGGACGUUGAUCUCACGUUGACUGUUGGAAGUUAACUGCGUCCAAUGAUAUAUUGAAACGUCGAAUACAUUAAUUUAUAGAAAGAGAUUUAUGAUUCAUGGCCUUGCUCCAUCUCUGUAUAGAUUACAUUGCAUUGUACUCUUCUCGAUUAUCGCAUCAUGUACCAUAUGAUUCAACGCUUUCCAUAUAUUACAAUUUCUAAAAACACAUUACACAUUUAGGUAAGUUUUAUGUGUCAUAAAUAUAUGAAAUUUUAUGUGCUGUACAAAUUCUAUAUGGGAGAAUCGUAUAUACUUGUAUGUGUGUACAAGUGUAUGUUUAAUGAAGAAGUCAUCUGUUAGUAAGUUUAUACAUUACUGGAUGAGAAGUUAUUUUUACAAAAAUUGGAGUUGCUCUUGAUAUUACUUUGUUUGUUACUUUUAUAUGCUGCAAAAGGUGCCAAAAAGAACGGUAUAUAUUCGCAUAAUACAUUUAUAAUUUAUGCACUGUGAUAUUUUGUCAAAGAAAUACAAUUCUUUCUAAUCACGUUCCCAAAGUAAUCACAAAUCAAGUAUUUCGAAAAUACAUCGAUGCCUUUGAAUAUGUUAGCCGUCAGAUAUUAACAGUGCCUACAUAGACAAUACUACCUUUUUUCACUGCCGUUUGCUGUCACUUGUUUGCCGAUAUGUGCCUAGCUGUGAUUCUUUGCUAUUCGAUUUGGCAAAUUUACAAUUCGGUGAUGAUGAACAAAAGAAAGUACGAGAGAGAAUAAAAAUACUUGCCUAAUUACAAUUCCGUGAUAAACAAAAGGAAGUACUAAGAAAUAAGAUAUUUGCCUGAUUAAUGAUUAAGUGAUAAGGAAAGUAUGACAAAAUGUUGUAACUUACAAUUGCAUUAUGUUAAAUAUGUGUGACGUGCGUGUGAUGAGGAAAGAUUAAAUUUCAAGUUGAAUAGAACUACUGUUUGGUACAAACAUUAAUGUUCAACGAAAUGCUGCUUUAUUCCGUAUUGCAUAAUAUGGUACAAUUGUACAAGCGAUGGAGACAAUAAUCAAUGACUAUAGAAAAAAAAGAGAUAAAAUGUAAAAUACAUUUUCAGCGCGUUCGAACUGUGGCAAUUUAUUGUUUGAUAUAAUGAUAAUUAAUUGGAUCGACUUUUGCACGAAGAAAUUGAUCAGGAAAUAGAUAUCCUGUAUCAGAAGAUGAAAUAAGUAGAAAAAAAAGAUAUCAUAUAUAUGCAAAAAAAAACCGUUGUAAAUUUAUUUCAGAAUUAAUUACUUCCUGCAGAAUAUGAUCCAAUAUGUCUGAAAUUCUCAUCGAUAUAUACAAAUGAAUUAGAGAUCUCUUAUAGCGACAAUGCUGCAUCAUAAUUUGCAUAAACGAAAUCGAAUGGCUAACUGAUUAGAAUGGAGUUACGAGAUCUUUUACGAGCACAUUGAGCUCCAUCAUGAGUUUGAAGUGAGCAUGAUGUGCAUUAUUGUAAGACAUAUGUAAAUAGUUUCUCACAUGCAACAUUAGAUUUACAGCUUGUAUCUCUCACCAGUCUUCGUUUUCUUGCUAAACUGAAAAAUCGCAAAGCCCGUUUACAAAGCAACCUCGCUUGAAUCUUUCCAAUCCUAAUCUUCGAAAGGAAACAUCAUUUCUUCAAAGUCUACGAAAAUUCGACUUCAAACUUAACGCUUUCGAAAAUUGAUAGAACACUGUAUUUUUUUUUUUGCGUCUCGCCCAAGUUUGUGCCUUGGAUGCCUUUUAUAUUAUGUAGUUGUGUAAAAUAUGAAACGUAUGCAAUUUUGGAAAUAUGUAUUGUAAAAUAGCAAGAGACAUUGAAUGCGUGUGUUGUAUCCGAAAAUGCACAAACCAUUUUCUCAUUCGAAAAGAAAACAAUUGUAUAAAAAAUGCCCUCGACUAUGUCCAUUCUUGUAAAAUAAAUGUAUAAUUCUGUAUAUUUGCACUGUAGCGUCACAUUAUAGCAUAUAAUAUUUACACGUUAAUAUCAAAUGUAGUUGCCUGAUACCGAUUUCAUUUGCCUAGUGAUUGCACUCGAUAUAUUUAUGCAAUUCAAAUUUUCAAAAAAAAGUUGAAGAUUACUUUAAAAAUUCCGUGUUUGGAAACAUUAAAGUACGAAAAGAAUCGAACACUUUUGCAAUAUAUAUUGCAACCAAAUAAAUUAACACUCAAUGCUACUUGUCAUUUUAAACAUGAAUGCAUUUAUAUUACACCUGAUAAUUAAUGUAACGAAUAUAUAUUUUUUGAUUAAUCUAUUAACAGUUGUGUAUUGUAAACCAUUUGCAUGUCACAGAAUACUUUAGAAAUUCGUUCAUCAUUUCUGACAUAGAAGCUCUUCGGUUCGUUUUAUAGAAAAGUCUAUUAAUGUAAAGGCCGUGAAGAAUAAAUAGAUGAGCGAUAGAAAUGCAAAGGAGCGAUUUGAAAACGGGCUCGCGAUAUUCCAACACGUCAGCUAUAUAUACAUACAUGUAUAUGCAUGUAUUCAGGUAAUCAAGCGUGAUUAAUCAUAUUGAUUAAUCAUAUUGCUGUCACGUUGCCAACAAUAAUACAAUUGUUGGCAAUAUGACAGCAACCUCAUAGACAGUUGGCUAUCUGGAUAUGUACAUAUAUAUGUAUCAUUAGUUAUAUGUGUAAUGAAAAUACGUUUUCGAAGAGAGAGAAUCCAUUCCAUGUUAUAUACCGUUAGAGAAGAUAAAUGCGGAUUUUUUCCCCCGAUUUCUCGGUAUGCUCAUGUGGCUAUAUCGUGCUCACAUAACUAUCAGCGACGACGUAGACACACGAGCUUCCUCUAUCUGUACAGACCACCUCCUCUGCGAGAGAAUGAGUUUGUUUCAUAGUUAUCGCAAGACUAUACAGUUAAUACACAUUAGCUGCCAAGUACAGCGUGUAAUAUAUUUUAUUUCGGUUUUUUUAGCAUUCUUCAGCGUAAAAAAAAGACAUUUUAUGUUCAGAGCACGGUAUUUUUUAAUCGUAUAUACAUAAUAUAGAGUGAAAGAAAUGAUAGAAAAAAAUAUUUAUGUUAAAUGUAAUGUUAUAGGAAUUCGACAAACUAAUGUAAAUGAUUAGCCCAGAUUACACAUAUAUAAAGUCUGCUCCUUAAUCAAGGAAAAUAUUGAACUGUCGAAUGCGUAUACGUUCCAGCAUUAAUCACAUCGAGCAUUUCGUGUAUUAGAAGAUAUUUGUCAUCAUUGCUUGAGAAGUCAUCAUUAUUGCUAAGCGAGAUUUUUAAUGUUUGGCUGAAAAUGUGCCCAUGAGAUGUGUCCGACAACAUUUUAGCAUAAAUUCUUCGUGAUCAGCUGUAUGUAUGUAUUAUAUAUAUAUACCGUUCGAUAUAUAAAGUUACUCGUCGGUCUCGUUUACACGCCUUCACCUAUACAUGCAUUUCUGGUAAUUAUUGUCUUGUGCAGCUCUAUCAAGUACGAAAUAAAAUGCCUACCUAUG
This is a messenger RNA of Camponotus floridanus (Florida carpenter ant), 6556 nucleotides long. RefSeq names its product protein mothers against dpp (gene Mad). The record is from RefSeq and is a predicted model, not a curated record. Gene Ontology annotation, cellular component: heteromeric SMAD protein complex. Gene Ontology annotation, biological process: BMP signaling pathway; anatomical structure morphogenesis; cell differentiation. The transcript has 3 exons. Lineage: Eukaryota; Metazoa; Arthropoda; Insecta; Hymenoptera; Formicidae. The coding region runs from base 937 to 2346 and encodes 469 amino acids. Gene Ontology annotation, molecular function: RNA polymerase II cis-regulatory region sequence-specific DNA binding; DNA-binding transcription factor activity, RNA polymerase II-specific; I-SMAD binding.